This is a messenger RNA of Symbiodinium necroappetens, 4317 nucleotides long. Lineage: Eukaryota; Dinophyceae; Suessiales; Symbiodiniaceae. The record is from the annotation of a GenBank genome assembly.
AUGAUGCCGACAUCACGGCAACUCAUUAUGCUUUGCUUGUCCUUUGCAUUUUUGACGCCACGGACAAGUUGGACAGAGAAGGCGUGGUGGCUUUCAUUGCUGGUUUGCAACAGAAUGACGGCUCCUUUGCUGGGGAUCACUGGGGUGAGGUUUGCAUACUGCGCACUUUCUGCGCUAACGAUUCUGGAUGCCCUCGAUAGCAUCGAUGUGGAUGCUUGUGUCGGAUGGAUUCUGCGCUGCAUGAACUAUGAAGGUUCCUUUGGGCCGGUGCCACGUGCAGAAUCUCAUGCAGCCUACGUUUUCUGCGCCGUGCAGGCGCUGGCCCUUGUUGAUGCCCUUGGUGCAAUCGAUGUCGACCAACUUGGUUGGUGGCUAUGUGAGCGGCAGACUCCCAGCGGCGGCUUCAAUGGUCGGCCUGAGAAGGCUCCUGAUGUAUGUUACAGCUGGUGGAUCCUCUCAGCGCUAGCUACGAUCGACCGGGUGCACUGGAUUGAUGUGGAGAAGCUGGCCGACUUCAUCAUUGCUGCGCAAGAUGGCGAGGAUGGUGGCAUUGCCGAUCGUCCUGGUGAUGUGCCAGACGUCUUCCACACCUUCUUCGGACUUGCCGGGCUGUCCCUGAUGAGGCGGGUGGACUUGGCUCCUAUCCAUUGCGUCUAUGCACUCCCGCUGGAGGUUGUCGAAAGGAUGAAUCUUCCUCCCAUCUUGCCGAUGUACGACAGCAGGAGCCUGAUGUUGGAACAGCUCGGGCGCAUUUUCUCUAGACUCAGCCGCAGCGACGCCGCCUCGCUGGUGGCCUCGCCUGAGCCCGUCAAAGAGAGGCCCUUGCAGGCCGUGUUCCUUGCAAACGGUUCCAGCGGAUUCCAGCCAGUGGAGGAAAUACCCUCACCAUGGAACGAUCGACCCAAAGGUCGUAGUGCUGAACAUCUCCAGAGAUUUCCUGAUGAUUUCUGGUCCGACCCUUCGAGCAUCUUCUUGCUUCGAGAUGCUCAGAGCAUCUCAGAGCCUCUUCUUGGCUAUUCCCACGUGGCUAUCGAAGCACAAAGAGGUGAGCAGCUAGGUGGUGAUCUUCUCGACAGCGACUCGCACCCCAUGGUCGUGGAUCAAGGCCACUCGGACGAGCCUCACGAUGCCACAGAUUGCCGAAUGAGCACAUGCGACCCUCCACAACAUCGCCCAGAUGAUGGCACUGCGCCUCAAGGUGAGCAGCCAGGUGGUGAUCUUCUCGACAGCGACUCGCACCCCAUGGUCGUGGAUCAAGGCCACUCGGACAAGCCCCACGAUGCCACAGAUUGCCGAAUGAGCACAUGCGACCCUCCACAACAUCGCCCAGAUGAUAGCACUGCGCCUCAAGGUCAGCCGGCUGUGAUCACAGCGGAGCUCCUGGAGUCCGAUCCCGAGCGAGGCUGGGAGAGUGCAAAGCUGGCAGGCCAAGGCGACGUUGAGGCAGAGUUCACUGCGCUGCUGACCAGUGGCUUUGAAGAGGCUUGCAGCAACCAGCCGGCCUGCGAUGACGACAUGUCGGAGAGUGAGGCUGGGGAGGAGGCGGCACCAAAGGAGGAAGCGAAGGACGACGAUACACCCAUGCCUGAUGCUUCCGAGGAUGCAGCUGCUGCGACCACAAAAACAGACGAAAGCGAGACUUUCGCAUCGCCUCCAAAAGGUCGCUCCUCCAUCGCAUCGGGACAUUCUUCUGCCACUCCGAGGCGCAGGUCCAUCGCAGCCCAGGUUGCAGAGUGCAAGGCCAAAAUCGCUGAGCUUCAAAGGCUCAAGAUGCAGCGGUUAGAAGAAGAGGACUACAUUGGGGCACAUGAGGCCAAGCAGGAGAUCCUUGCUCAUGAGCAGAACUUGCAGACCCUGCGGCUUGAAACAAUGCCAACACCGGCGCGAGGCGAGGAGCUCAAGGACGAAGAUGUGGAACGGCGCCGCCUGGAGAACGAGGCUGCAGAGGUCGCUUGGCGCCCCGACCCUGGCGACACGAACCUGGUGAGACUGGAAGCUCUGCAAGCCGAGGGGCCCACUUUUACGUUGGCCGUGGACAUCUUCGACCGUCUUUACCCUUACCAGCAGAAGGGAGUGGCAUGGAUGGCCAGGCUUUGGCAGAAGGGGCACGGCGGUGUUCUGGCAGAUGAGAUGGGUCUCGGCAAGACUAUCCAGGUGUGUGCUUUGUUGAACGGCGCACGCAAAGCGGGUGCAACCCAUGCGCUGCUGCUGAUGCCAGUGACAUUGCUGGAUCAGUGGAGCCGCGAGGCGCGGUUGUGGUGUCCAGGUUGGCCUGUGUACACGUACUACGGGACCGCGGCGCAGCGGGCGAAGGCUUUGCGUGGCCUUCGGAGACCUAUGGGAGGGCUCUUGCUAACUUCCUACUCGCUUCUCAGCAACUGCGAAGAGCUGCUCGAGGUGCAGGUCGAAGACGUCCCCGAGCCAACUCACCGCCGUGGACGAAAGCCUGGGGGUGAGAAGCCGUCCAAACGCUGUAAAUUGGACGAUGACGAUGGCUGCGACGAAGCCUGUGACUCUGAAGAGGAGCCAUUGGAGCCUGAGCUUCCGGGCGGAGAGCUCCCGGCGCUUGGCAGUCACAGGUCUUGGGAUCUGGUCGUCUGUGAUGAGGCACACAGGAUGAAGAACAUGUCUUCACUGCUGGCCAAGAGCCUUCGGAAGCUCAAGUCAUCUUGCCGCAUCUUGCUCACGGGCACGCCGGUCCAAAAUGCUCUUCAGGACCUGUGGGCAUUGAUGGAUUUUGCGCAGCCUGGUCUGUUGGGCAACCAUGCAACGUUUGUCAAGAACUUCAGUGAGCCCAUAGACAAAGGCAGCGUGCGAGGUGCAAAGGUUUGGGCUGUCGAACUGAAGAAACACUUGGCUGAGCAACUUCGGGCUCUGAUUCGUCCGCAUCUCCUGCGCCGGACAAAGGUCAAUGCUGGGCUCACAGGCGGCGCAUCUGAAGUAGCUGAGGAUGUUGCUUUCGAGGAAGCCGACAGCGAAGAGAAAGACAUUGAGGGGGUGGUGACCAAGCUGCCCAGCAAGAGGGAGACUAUUGUCUGGCUGGUUCCCAGUGACGAGCAGAAGGCUGCGUACAAGAAGGUGCUCGAGGACAGCGAAGUCAUCAAGGAAGCCUGUGUGAAGUCCAAGCUGGGCAUCGAGGUCUUCCGAGCAAUCGGCCUCUUGAAGCGCCUUUGUAAUCAUCCGCUUCUGUUGCUGCCUAUGCCAACGAUAAAGGACUGGGCAAACCUUCUACAAGAGGUGCAAGCUUCGGCAGAGGAGCAAGAAGCCACCAAUGAGACUUCAGACGAGCAGAAGGAGGAUGCCACCGCGACAGAAACCUCGGAGGCUCCUGCAGAUCAGCAGGACGAUGCUCAGUGCGGCCAAGAUGUGGAGUCACUUCUGAAAUCCUUGUCUCGAAGCCACCAGGACGUGCUGCUGCAGAGCUCCAAGCUUCAGUGCCUGGCAAGACUUUUGCCCGAGCUAUCCUCCCAAGGCCACCGCAGCCUGGUUUUUUCUCAGAGUGUCAAGAUGCUUGACCUGGUCCAGAUCUGCUGCCUGAAGCCCCAUGGCCUUCGAUGUCUGCGGAUAGACGGGCAAACAGAUGCCCAGGCACGAGCUGAAAAGGUGUCGAAGUUCAACAACCAGCCAGAUCGCUUCCAGUGCAUGUUGUUGACCACGGCUGUGGGGGGCGUUGGCCUGAAUUUGACGGCCGCCGACCGCGUGGUGAUCGUCGAUCCUGCUUGGAACCCUGCCACUGAUGCGCAGGCCGUAGACAGGGCAUAUCGCAUUGGGCAGAACAAAGAGGUGAGGGUCUACCGCCUCAUCAUGAGUGGUCUCAUCGAAGACAAGAUGUUCCGUUUACAGGUGUUCAAGAUGGGUCUUACUCGAACUGCUCUUGAAGCUGAUCAGCAGCACCGUUACUUCACGGCUAAGGAGAUCCGAGCCCUCUUUGAGUGGGUGGAUCCUGCACAGGGUGAGACACGAGCCCUUCUGCGUGAGAAGCACGGAGAGGGCCAGGAGGCUGAACUUGCCGCCGCAGCAGCCGAGGAUGGCUCCCGCGCUUGGAUGCAGACGCCUGCCCUCGACCUUAGUGAUUUCGCCUGUUUGUACGGAUCGGCCCAAGAGGAGGAAGUGCAGGAUGAGGGCUUUUCAGCUCAGGUUGCAGAGGCCAAACAAAAGCUGGAAGCUGCUGAUGAAAAGCUCAGUGAAAGGAAGCGACUCCGACAAGAAGCCGAGGCGGAAGUCGCACGGCUUGCUGCAGAGCUUGAAAAGGUCUCUGCUGGUGUGGACGAUGCAAAGGCAUCAGAUGUUGUCGUGGAUCCACAGCGUUGCGACUAG